AUGAAGGACUCUGCCGCCGCCUUAAUACAAAAUUUAAAUAAGUUGAACAGAGAAAACUUUACUCGAUAUGUUUUGAAUCAAGUUGCAUUGAACGUGGAUCUUACAUUACCGGCAAAGCGAAACUACAACACUAAUCGAACUGGCCCAAGAACAAACAAACAUGAUCGCUUGAGACUCCAGCCUCUAAAAUCAAUCUUGCACAAAGAUUUUCAAAAGUUCUUUAGAGAAAAAAUCUCUAAUCCGCAAAGCAUUGUCCCAACAGAUUUUUUUGGUAACGAUGAGGUGAACGCUAUUAUCACUUAUUUCGGUCAGAUUCAGUCAGAAAGCGACCUUCGACGGAUCAUCAAAGGCAAGGCACUUGCAGGCCAGUUGGCGCGCUUGAUGGAAACAAUUGAGACAUUCAGAUCAGGUCCCAUGUGGAGUGGCACGGAUAGUGGGGUCGAAAUACCAGAACACAAGCAGACCGAAAAUUUACUUGAUGAUGCAUCUAGACGCAACAAUACAAGACAACUAGAAUCGUCCACACCUGCCAAGCGGACCCGUAACAACACAACUGCGAAUCAUGAGACCAAAGAAACGCAAUCUGAGCCACCAAUACAUACACCCAACGAAAAGAGGCCACGGAAGAAUGCGGUGUCGCCUGAGGUUCUCAGACAGCAACAGGAAUCGGCAGCUGAGCGACAACGUAUGAAAGAGGAGAAGUCGGAGAAACAAAGAGUCGAGAAAGAGAACAAGGCAAGGAGACUGGCAGCGCAGGCGCAAAUUAUGUCGGACGUGAAGAAAGAGUACGGUUGGAUUUAG
Puccinia triticina is the source of this 801-nucleotide messenger RNA. RefSeq lists its product as uncharacterized. The record is from RefSeq and is a predicted model, not a curated record. NCBI's taxonomy places the organism in Eukaryota, Fungi, Basidiomycota, Pucciniomycetes, Pucciniales, Pucciniaceae. The transcript has a single exon. Bases 1 to 801 code for a protein of 266 amino acids.